Pungitius pungitius (ninespine stickleback) is the source of this 737-nucleotide messenger RNA. RefSeq names its product chromosome 2 C11orf98 homolog (gene c2h11orf98). NCBI's taxonomy places the organism in Eukaryota, Metazoa, Chordata, Actinopteri, Perciformes, Gasterosteidae. The coding region runs from base 109 to 480 and encodes 123 amino acids. The transcript has 4 exons. The record is from RefSeq and is a predicted model, not a curated record.
GCAGUGCGCGGACCAACCUGAGGGGGCAGAGAGGAGCUUCCGGUACAGAGCUCUGACCGUCAUUGAAGCAGCAGAAGAAGAGCAAUUCUUCCACGUGAGAGGACCAACAUGCCGCCGCCCGGAGGGAAAAUAAACAGACCGAAGACUGAACUCGCCAAGAACCUCUUCAAGCGGCGGCGCGUGCUGGGCCGGGAGAAGAGGAAGAGGCACCUGAUCGUGGGCGCCGUGGUGGACCGCGGUCUGAUCACCGUGCACCACCUGAAGAAGAGGACGGCGAGCCAGCGGGCCAACAUCACGCUGUCUGGGAAGAAGAAGCGGAAGCUGAUCAAGCAGCUGCAGCACAUGCAGCGUGAUAAAGCGUCUGCAGCUGAGGCAGCACCAACAAAGAAGAAGCAGGACUCGUCCAAUCUGACCAAGAAGAAGAAGAAGAAGGGAGCAGCUGGAUCUGUAGCGGAUGUGGAGAUGGACGACAUCGAAUAAAGGCGGAGGAUGGAGAGAGAAGGUCCUCAGGGCUGAAGACCAAAGACGAUUGUACAGAAGCUGGAGCCAUAAAUGUUCAUACGAGAAAUAUUGAAUCAGCUGAUGUAGAACAUGUGUAAUUAUUUAACAAUAACUCUUCCUUUUUCUUCCAUAGAUCCACGUUUAUUGUAUUUAGGUCAUAAAUACAUUGAAUCUGUAUAAACAUUCAGGACUUUAAUGGACUAUGUGUUUAUUAAAGUUGUUUCUUGAAUUUUUAA